AUGACAGACAUCAAGGAAUCGCAUCUGCAUACCAGUUCCAGUCACUUGGAAAUGAUGCCUGAAAUUGAUGAUGCCCCUUUAGCGCAUGCCGUGGAAGACACGGAUCCUAACAACCCACAGCCCAUCAUCAAAGAAUUUCAAGUCACUCAAACUCAGGCCGGAGAACUAGUUUGCUUCAACGUCUUCCUAUUUGGCAUGGGGAAUAUAUUCUGGGUACCACUCAUGCGUGUCAUCGGAAAACGUCCAGUGUAUUUGCUUGCCAUGCUCGGUCUGUCCAUGAUGAAUGUAUGGUCUAGUUGCGCCACCAGCUACAAGGAAUUACUUGCCUCGCGGAUUCUUUCUGGGUUUGUGGCAGCUGCAGCUGAUGCUACUGUUCCCGCUGUGGUGGCUGAUAUGGUAGCACCUCAAGAUCGGGGGCACUAUAUGAUGUUCUUCCACCUUGCUAUGACCGCAGGGCUAUUCUUGGGUCCCUUGAUCAAUGCCUACUUGGUACAACAACAGGACUGGCGAUGGAUGUGUUAUUUUCUCGCUAUCGCAGUUGCUGUUGUAUUUAUCAUUGCCAUCUUUACAAUCCGGGAGACCUCAUAUCACAAGCGACAGUCCGCCACAUCGGGAAUUGUCACAAAGCGGUCUCAAUGGCAGUGGAUGUCUGUCACGGCCGGUUAUAAUCGAAACGCAUCAUUUAUGCAACCACUUGUGGAUAUUUUGGCCAAUGCCGCUUACCCACCGUUGAUCUGGUGCUCGUUCACCAUUGGCAUAUCUGUCGGUUGGAACAUUGUUGUUCAGCUGAUGUCAUCUCGAACGUUCACCAAGCCUCCUUACAACUGGCAACUAGGCGAUUUGGGCCUGUUAUCCACCGCAGGCUUCAUUGGCUCUGUCCUCGCGUUUUAUCUAGGUGGGCGACUGAUUGAUAUCAUUUCCACACGAAGUACUGCUCGGCACGGGGGCGUGCGCAAACCGGAAUAUCGACUGCCGGCCAUUUUGAUUCCGGGUGUGAUUGGACCGGCAGGAAUUCUGAUUUUUGGGCUCUGCAUCGCCCACAAAACCCACUGGAUUGGCCCUGCUGUUGGCAAUGGUAUGCAGGCCUUCGGCGUUGCCGCUAUCAGCAACGUUGCAGUGACGUAUUCACUGGAUUCAUAUAAACCUGUGAAGCGUUGGUAA
Molecule: messenger RNA, 1161 nt
Organism: Penicillium soppii
Lineage: Eukaryota; Fungi; Ascomycota; Eurotiomycetes; Eurotiales; Aspergillaceae
Exons: 4
Coding region: 1-1161 (386 amino acids)
Biological process (GO): transmembrane transport
Molecular function (GO): transmembrane transporter activity
Source: RefSeq, a predicted model, not a curated record